UUAGGUGCUGGGCCAACGUACGUAUAAGCCUAGAGGAAGAGCAGUGCAGUGCGUGCAGUGAAAUGAAAUGGAUCCUGACAACGAGUGCAUAAUUUUUUAUGAGAAACGUUUUCAUUGGAAUCAGUGCAAACUAUUUAAAGGAUACUCCAUGCAUUUAUCAUGUAAGUCCAACUUUGGUAGCCAUCCAGCGAACGGACAUCUUCGACCGCGAAUGUCACUCAUAGGAAAGCCGCUGACCUACAAUCGCGGCACACGCCGUGACGCACGUUAUCGGCGCUUACAGAGUCGUGUGUAUAAUUUUUUGGAGCGACCACGUGGACUGCCUGCAGUUUUGUAUCACAUCAUGGUGUUUUUUAUGGUAUUCACUUGCUUAGCUUUAAGCGUCUUCUCAACGAUCGAAGAGUACGAGAAAGAUGCAAUUUAUAUACUAUUUCGUAUGGAAAUCAUAGUUGUAAUAUGGUUUUCAUUGGAAUUUUGCUUCAGACUGUGGUCAUCCGGCUGUCGUUCGCGUUAUCAAGGAUGUGUAGGACGGCUGAAAUUCGUAAAACGACCCUUUUGUAUUAUAGAUAUAAUAACAAUAGCCGCCUCGUCGGUGGUGUUGGGCAUGGGCACCUCUGGUCAGGUGUUCGCAACAAGUGCACUUCGGGGGCUGCGUUUCUUUCAAAUAUUGCGCAUGGUGCGCAUGGAUCGGCGUGGCGGCACAUGGAAGUUGCUGGGCAGCGUCGUUUACGCACAUAGACAGGAACUCAUAACGACUAUGUAUAUAGGUUUCUUAGGACUAAUAUUUGCAUCAUUCCUCGUUUAUUUAAUGGAAAAAGAUGUUAAUAAAAAAUUUAGUAAUUUCGCACAGGCGUUAUGGUGGGGAGUAAUCACUCUGUGUACGGUGGGCUAUGGUGAUAUGGUGCCUGAGACGUGGCAGGGCAAGUUAAUUGCGUCUUUUUGCGCGUUAUUAGGCAUUUCGUUCUUUGCGUUGCCAGCGGGCAUUCUUGGCAGCGGUUUCGCCUUGAAAGUGCAGCAACAGCAAAGGCAAAAGCAUAUGAUACGCCGACGGCAGCCAGCGGCGACGCUCAUACAGGCCGUUUGGCGUUGUUAUGCUGCGGACGAACAUUCAAUAUCGAUCGCCACCUGGAAAGUACAUGAAGUGCCUUUGCCAAGUCCGCCCACUUCUUCGGAAUAUUGGGAUAGAUUAUUUAAGAAUUUAAGUGAAUAUAGACGAGCUUCAUCUAGCUUUAAGCACAAUGCCUCCUUCGUAACACGUCUCCCAACAAUCAGACGGCAUCGUAGUCAAAAUAUGCCACCGCGCGAGUUGAAUACAAUUAUACCGCAGGGUCCGUCGAAGAUUACCAAGUAUACACGUACCAUGCGUGAGAUUAAUACGUCUGUGGAGAAUUUGGAAAUAAUGCAAAAUGGCAAAACUUUAGAUCCCUGUUUUAGUGAAGAUUCGGUGGUAGAAACAAGUGUUUUGAAAAAGAAUUCCGAUGCAAAUCUCAAACCCCGUCUAAAAGAUUGUCAACAAAGGUUCAGCUCUCUUUCUCUUGGAAGUUUUUGUAGGAAUACAGUGGACAACCAACAACAGCAACAACUGCAACAACAACAACAACAGUCGCAACAACAACAACAACAAAUACGGCAGCAGCAGAGUCAAACAACAAAGCAACAACAAACACCACAUAAACCACAUAAACCAUACGACAGAAAGCGUGCGCCACCAACACCACAAAAACAAAAUGCUUUCAGAACUCUCUGUUCAGCAGUGAUUAACAGUAAUAAUAUUAGUAAAAAUAAAAAUAAUAAUACCAUAUUGCCAAAUAACACUACCGUCGCAAUGAAAAAUGACUUACUCACGAAUAAUCAAAGCAAUAACAGUCCCGCAGAUAUGCCCAACGUACCGGUGAUUCUUUGUGGUUUCAUGCAGGGCGAUUUCUUCGGAUCGAACUUUUCACUGCCGCAAACAUCGAGUUGUGAUGAGACGCAUGAUCGGGAACUUUACAAUCGCACACAAUACCUCGAACCGCGUCUGUUGGCGAGCGUGCACGAUAAGCGAGGCAAUAGCGUGCGUGAGGGACGAUGUCGGUUUGGUGGCAUAACCAUUGAUGGCGGCGCCAACAGCCCAGGUGUCAGUGCCGGUGGUGGAUGUGGCCGCGGUGGUUGUAUAGAAAAUGAAGAUGAAGAGCCGCGAUGUACACAACUGACGAGUCAACAUAAGACGGCCAUACGAUUUAUCCGAAAGCUGAAAUAUUUUGUGGCUCGCCGCAAAUUCAAAGAAGCUCUCAAGCCAUACGACGUUAAGGAUGUGAUGGAACAAUACGCAGCCGGUCACGUAGACUUGCUGAGCCGAGUGAAAAAUGUGCACGCGCGACUUGAUCAAAUUCUGGGAAAGCAGGGAUCAAAAUCAAAAGAUGUUUACGCUUCUAAAAUUAGUCUAGCUUCGCGUGUAGUUAAAGUAGAGCGACAGGUCGCUGAUAUCGAAGAAAAAUUAGAUGUACUCAUUAAAGCUUACAUGGAGGAUCGUGAACGCCUCUUAGCACUUCCAAUGUCUACACAGCCUGUAGUUAAACAUUCCAAUAAUAAUAAUGACGAUCCCUCGAAACGGGGUGAUUGGGCGACGGGCAUUAGUAAAACUAAUAAUAACAAUAAUAAUAAUAGUAAUAGUAAUAAUACAAAUAGUACACAUGCGACAAUCAGUGCUAGAAGAGAUUUCUUUUCGGCGACGAAAAUCGGGGUCAGGGAUGAUAAUAAGGUUUCCGAUGCGCAUGCGUUUGCGCCAUCGUAUGAUUUAGCCUCGGUUAGUCCUUUUAAGCUGUAUAGUGAUAAUGCCAUAUCCGAAAUAGAGAAUCCGAAAAAACGUGUAACUCUAAGAUCCGCAUCCAAUCCUUGUGACAGAGGAGUUUACAAAGAAGAUAGUUUUGCUAUAACGAUACCUGGUCUAACCGAACCCUUAAGUAGUAGUUUAAAACCGAAUUUACGUAAGGAAAACUCAAUUAUACUCAUCGAUGAGGUGGAAGACUUUGAAGAAGAGGAUCUUAAUUGCGAAGGCGAGAUGGAUCAUUAUCCCUCAUGGGAGAUCGAUAGUGAUGCGGGUGCUAAUGUUGAUCUCGAUUGUGAAGCGGCUGCGGAGGAUACAGCACUACUGCAACAAAGAUCUCAUACAAAAAUUAUUAUUACUUCCGUUACGCCUGUAAGCUCAGCGAAUAAUCUCACAGAUUUGGAUAAUGAGUCUGCGGAUACACCUACAAAAUCGUCAUUGCUAUUCCCUCACUCUGGUUAAAUUGUAUUAUUAUUUAUUUAAUAAAUUUCUUUUUUCUUUAAAUAUUGUAUUAUAUUUCACAUUGAUUUUGUAUUCCAUUUGUGUUCAAAUUUAAGUGAAAAUAUUUUUUUUUAAUUAAAGAAAAAUAAAAAAAAA
Molecule: messenger RNA, 3403 nt
Organism: Ceratitis capitata (Mediterranean fruit fly)
Lineage: Eukaryota; Metazoa; Arthropoda; Insecta; Diptera; Tephritidae
Gene: KCNQ
Product: potassium voltage-gated channel subfamily KQT member 4
Exons: 20
Coding region: 68-3268 (1066 amino acids)
Biological process (GO): potassium ion transport; transmembrane transport
Cellular component (GO): membrane
Molecular function (GO): voltage-gated potassium channel activity
Source: RefSeq, a predicted model, not a curated record